Equus quagga is the source of this 2432-nucleotide messenger RNA. RefSeq names its product BEN domain containing 6 (gene BEND6). The coding region runs from base 354 to 1193 and encodes 279 amino acids. The record is from RefSeq and is a predicted model, not a curated record. Gene Ontology annotation, biological process: positive regulation of neuron differentiation; negative regulation of Notch signaling pathway. Gene Ontology annotation, cellular component: nucleus. The transcript is spliced from 7 exons. NCBI's taxonomy places the organism in Eukaryota, Metazoa, Chordata, Mammalia, Perissodactyla, Equidae. Gene Ontology annotation, molecular function: DNA binding; transcription corepressor activity.
CCGCGGGGCCGCCCGCCCGCCCGGCCGCGCCGUCCGCGGGUGCACGGCCGGGCGCCUCUCCACUCCCCGACACCUGGGGCUUCCGCCUCUCCAGCCUCCCUCGGCCGAAUUGCCGGGGAGCCCGGCGUCAGGGGGCGCCGAGGAGCCGGGGGGAAACUGUAAGGCGCUGGCGGGAGCCUCCAGGCGGUGCUACCCCAACCUCCCACCUCCCCGCGCCCCGCCCCGAGGCUGGGGCUUUGGAGGAUGCAGCCGGGAAAAACAUUAACUUUUAGGCUACGUCGAGAAUAGCAUCAUCUACAUGGGCAUUCCCUCCUCCUACAGUUUCAGAAAACCUUUGGUGACUAACUGAGAAAAUGCAGAAGAUCUUGCAGACAGAUGAAAUUACUGAUACCCAAGCUCUUAGAAAAGGGAAGAGGAAAAGGACGGAGACAAUGGACUCAGAGAACGCAAAUUGUGACAUGGAUAAAGGACAGAGAGACCCGUAUUCUGGAAAUGCCUUUCUGCCAGGUGAGAGCUCCAGUGACGAUGAAGAGCCUUUAGCAGAAUUGUCGAAGGAGGAAUUGUGCACGAAAAUAAAAAGCCUGAAACAAAAGCUAACUAACACCCGGAAAGAAAACAGUCGACUUCGACAGUCUUUGGUCAUGCUUCAAGUGUUACCCCAGGCAGUCACCCAGUUUGAGGAACUGGUUGGCAUGGCGGAGGCCCUGCUUAAAGGUGGAGGAACCAUGUCAACGUCUGCGUCCACCCUCUGGAGAGCCACAAACAACUCCUCACCAGAUUCCUUUGCCUCAACGUGCAGUAAUUCUAAUUCUAACUCCAGUUCGCCAAUUUCCUUGAAAGCUGAGGAAGAGCAUCACAUCGAUGAGAAACAGUUCAAGAUUGAAAAAUGGCAGAUAGCCCGUUGUAACAAGAGCAAGCCUCAGAAGUUUAUCAAUGAUUUAAUGCAAGUGCUUUACACAAAUGAAUACAUGGCCACCCACAGCCUGACGGGGGCAAAAUCCUCUACUUCAAGGGACAAAGCCGUCAAACCAGCUAUGAAUCAGAAUGAAGUUCAAGAAAUCAUAGGAGUCACAAAGCAAUUAUUUCCCAACACAGAUGAUGUUUCAAUUAGAAGAAUGAUAGGGCAAAAGCUGAACAACUGUACCAAGAAGCCAAAUUUAAGCAAAAAUCUGAACUCUCAGGAUAUUAAGUAGAUCCUUUUGGUGUUAUAGGUGCCUGAAACAAAGCAUCUGCAGUUCUAAAGCUAACAUUGGAUUUUGCUGGAGAAUCUGCAAGCGUGCUGGCAGUGAGCACAACGGGACAUAGCGGCAGGCUGAGAGAGAUCGGUAACAUCCACGGGCUCCUCUGAUGGAGCAACCAGCUUGCUGAAGAAGCUGCAUGUAGAUUCCACCCUAAAUACCAGUGAAGCAUCAAACCAGAGAAUUUCUAGCAGCCAAAUAAGCAUGCAAUAUAGUUUCUUGGAAAUAUGCAUUUUCCAUCCUUCUCUGUACACCUAACUUAACAGAAUAGUCAGAGCCCUUAUCAUAGCAACAGAAACUUCAACCCCUACGAUUCAUCAUUGUCCAACUCAGUCACUGUAUGUUUGUUAUUACCAUGCCUCCUCAUGUUAGUUUUUGGAUCUUUAGCAUAAGCACAUGUUUGGAAAAGUAAACAGUGAAAUAAUCCAUGUUCAGAAACAUGGGAGCAGCAAAGUCAGCCUCAAAUCAGAUAAUCAUAUCAAACCAAGUAAUCGUGUUUUAGCAAUAAAAUUACAGGAUUAUUCUGUUACCUAAAAAUGUAUAAAAUGGGAAUCUGAAGAAAAUGAGAGCAGCAAGACCUUUUUGUUUUAAUAUGAAACUAUUCCAUUGUACUUGAAAAAGAAAUAAACCCAAGUUUUUGUGACUGUUAAAAUAAUGCAUCAACUUUCAGAAAAAUCUUUUUUAUGUUUGUUUACAUGCUUCUUUUUAUUGCCCAAAGUAUAUUAAAUACAGAUGUGUAACAUAAAACAUCAAUAUCAUCUAAAACAUCCUGUAUAAAAUAUACCAUCCUAUGUAUCUGCUUGGUUAGAUUGCUACACUGUUUAGUUUAGUUUUGACUGAUUUGUUUUCAUAGUAUCAGAAGAAAGGAGACUUGAAAACAAAAUCAUAUGGGUUUGAUAAUCACACAAAAAGAUAAAUACUUUCUAAAUGAAUGAAAGAUAAGAAAUUCUUCAUCAAGAGGCUUCUCCUCUGAUGUCAGGUUGUCACACGUGACAACUCUGUAAUGCCAAGACAUGCUUCUUCAGUGCACAAGUCACGUUUAAACUUGGAAAAGAAGAUGCGUAUCAUAGUGAGAAAGUUCAGUACUGUGGACCCAGGGAACAUUCCAUAACUGUUGCUUGAUAACAAUGUGGUUGUAUAAAAUAAAUAUUCCUAAGGAAAUAACAUGUUAACAUUUGCUACUUUUACUUAAAU